Molecule: messenger RNA, 1422 nt
Organism: Vicia faba (fava bean)
Lineage: Eukaryota; Viridiplantae; Streptophyta; Magnoliopsida; Fabales; Fabaceae
Source: the annotation of a GenBank genome assembly
AUGGAAGAAAAAGAUGUUGAUAUUAUGACACCUGAUCGAACCUUCUGCGCCAUUCCUUGUUCCCAAUGCAAAUUCCCAAUUCAACCAAACUCACCCAAUCCAUGCGUCAAAUGUUUACCAUCAAAAAACGAUAUCACAUUAGGGUUACGCAAGAAACACUAUCUCCUACAUUGCCCUCAAUGCAAAAGCUACCUGGACUCUCCCAAAACAGCGAUCAAACUACAAUUCCAAUCAGAAGAGUUUCUAGCUUUUUGUAUAAAACAACUAGAAAAGAAUUUGACUUCCAAAAAUGUUAGAUUGCUUCGUUCUCAAACAAUUCCAACUCAACCUGAUUCAAACAUUAUCAAAAUUAGUGUUACUGUUCAGAAAGAGGUUCCAAAUGGAGAAACUCUCCAACAAUCUUAUUUUGUUGAUUUUGUUCAACACAACCGCAUCUGUGACCUUUGUACUAGGGUUCGGCCUAAUCCUAAUCAGUGGAAUUCUGUUGUUCAAUUGAAACAACAAGCUGCUUGUUGUGAUAUGCGUAGUUUUUUUCAUUUGGAACGGGUUAUUUUGAGGCAUUGUGUUGCUGCUAAUGAUGUCAGAAUCAAUAAGAUGAAACACGGUAAUACUUUCUUUUUCCCCAACAGAAUUUCUGCUAACAAGUUUAUUGAUUUUGUCAAGGGACAGGUUCCUGUGAGAAUUUCUGAGAGUAAUGGAUUUGUUUCUCCGGUUACAAAGACUAACUGUAACUCUUAUAGAUACAAUUUUUCUGUUGAAGUUUGUCCCAUUUACCGCCAGGAUUUGAUUUUUCUGCCACCUAAAGUUGCUUUGAGUUUGGGGAAUAUCGGUCCUUUUGUUAUUUGUACUAAUCUUACCAACGUUAUUACUUUGUUUGAUCCUUUAACCUCGACGCAGUGUUGUUUAGAUAGUGAUAUGUAUUGGAGGGCACCCUUCAAGUCUUUGCUCACUAGGAAAGAUUUAGUGGUAUAUAUUGUGCUAGAUGUCAAGGAGGUUUGUUCAGAGGUUACUAUUGAUGGUAAGAAAUUCGGAUUAGCUAAUGCUGAGGUUGCUCGUGUGAAUGAUUUGGGAAAGAAUGACACUAGAUUUAGUAUCAAGACUCAUCUGGGCUAUGUCUUGACUACGGGUGACUAUGCUCUUGGUUAUGACUUGUGGGAGGCUAAUUGUAGUGAUAGUGAGAUUGAACUGAAGGAGCACAUUGGAAACGGUGUGAUUUUAAUGAGGAAGACAUAUGGAGUGAAAGGCAUGAUGAAGAGACGUGUGGAGCAUCAGUCAUACUUAAAAGAUCUAGAACAAAUCACUAAUGAGGUGCUCGGCAUAUCACUAGGUGAUGAAGAGCCAACUUUGGAGGAGAAGCUGGGUAAUCUUAAUCUAAGUGGUGAGGAAUAUAAGGAGAAGAAGAAGGCAAAGAGGAUGGCAUGA